GCAACUGAAGCAGCAGCUGGUUGAUAUGCUUUAAGCGUGCGACGGUGCCGAUGCUCUGUGAUCCUGCGCCUCUACUUGGUCGGAUGCUAGUCGUUGCUGGGGACACCCGUAAACACACACACACGCACUCCUGCCUCCCAGCUUCUCUGAGACACAUCCCAACCUCCUCUUUCUCCCAAUACGCCAAUUGCUUUUGCUCUGACCUUGACUCUCGCCCAUCUGACCCGGCAAACUUCAGCAUCCCUCCUCAUCUUUCCCCUCAUCUCAGAAUUGUGUUGUUGUGUGUGUUUUUUUGUGUCGUGAACAACCAUUGCCAUUCUAUCCUAUCCUAAACCAUCCGUCCAUUCAUCCAUCCUUCCACCCACCCGUCCUUCCCACUGGCCCUUGCAACCAACCAAGCCAAACCGACCUCGGGACCAGCCAAACAACACAACAUAACACAGCGCACACCCCUCCACCUCGCUCACUCCGGCCCGCCUAUCAGCAAUCUGCAUGCACUGACAGCUGCAACGCAUUCGCCUCGCAUAUCCGAACAGCAGCCAGUGCCAGUAUUUACUUGCGCUCGCUCCGAAAUACCUCGACUCACCGGGCAAGGACAACAAACAUCAGUCACUCCUCCCUACACUUGACCAGCUUCUCUCGCGGCCUGCAAUCCCGCCUGCUCGACCUGCCUGCACCCCGGACUGGACCGAACCUGUCCCCCGGCCAAGCUACCCGUGCUUAAGCGUGGUCUGGCCCCGCCGUUCACUGGCAACCGCAUGCGAGAGACCAAGGAACCUGAGGGGAAAAAAAAUCCAUGAGCAUGGCUUCGUCCUAUAGCUACCGCAACUCGUACUACAGCAACAACCAGCCGCUCCACGACGAAAAGUAUUAUGAGAGUGGCCGCAAAACGCCAAGCAGCACCAGACGGCAGCAACGGUCAAGUGAUGGGACUAUCAGCACCAUGAUGAGCAAUUCCACUUCCGGUCGCGAAUCAUCAGCAACAGCCAUGACCGACGCCCCCGCCUACUCCAAGAAGAUUGUCGUCGUCGGCGACGGCGGCUGCGGGAAGACGUGCCUCUUGAUCAGCUACAGCCAGGGUUACUUUCCAGAGAAAUACGUCCCGACGGUCUUUGAGAACUACAUCACGUACCCUACGCACCGCCCUUCCGGUAAGACCGUCGAGCUUGCCCUGUGGGAUACCGCAGGCCAAGAGGAGUACGACCGCCUGCGACCGCUGUCCUACCCAGAGACCGACCUCAUCUUUGUCUGCUUUGCCAUCGACUGCCCCAACUCACUCGACAAUGUCAUGGACAAGUGGUACCCAGAAGUCCUGCACUUCUGCCCUUACACGCCACUCAUCCUUGUCGGCCUCAAGUCCGACCUGCGCUACAAGAAGACGUGCAUCGACAUGCUCAAGACUCAGGGCCUGACACCUGUAACACGAGAGCAGGGCAUUGACGUCGCGCAGAAGAUGAACGCCCAGUACAUGGAGUGCAGCAGCAAGGAGAUGAAGGGCGUCGACGAGAUCUUCGAGCAGGCCAUCGUCACCGUCGUCUCCAACGACCGACGGAACCUCGAGGCCCAGGCUGCGCAGCGUCAGUCCUCAAGGCGGGACAGCACCCACCUCGGCGGCAUCCCCGGUGCCGCCGGCAUCCGCAAGAAGAAGAGAAAGUGCAAUUUCCUGUGAGCGGGUGAGCGCUCCAAGCAGCAAGCAGCAAGCAGCAAGCAACCUGCAUAAAGCACAACGCGCAGAGCCUUUUGUCGCUCACUCAUAGGCGGGCCGCCCCGAGCUGUCCCGCGAUACGCCAUGUGUGAUGAGAUGACGCAUGAACCGAUAUGACCAACGCUUACCUUGAUGGAUUCGGUACGGCACGUUUUCUUGACUUCAUCACGAGACUGAAUGAAGAAUGCAAGAGGAUUGGGCGGGCUUUGAGAGGCCAUGAAUGAUCAAGACGAGCGACGACGAGCGGAUGAAUGAUGUACGAAACGGUGGACAGGGAGGGUUGGUGCUAGAUGAGUCCACAGCGGAGGAUAAGGCUUCUCUUUUUUUUUUUCUUUAACACUGCAGCCUCAUAUUCGCAUACUCACAUCGCGUCAUCUUUUCCCUUGUAUGUUGAUGAUACCUCCCUCUCUGGCGGAAGGAGGGCAACAAAUGGAUGGCCCUCAAGGUGUCUCUCCUCGGGCUGGCUCGAUGCCAAAGGAGGCGCCUCCUGAGUCGCUGUCACUGAACACCCCCGAUCGGGUGCGAUCCCACACCGUCUGCCUGUCACACGAUCGGACGGACGGACGGUUUUUACUUGUUUCUAUGGGAUAUAUUGAGUCGUGGUUUUGCAAUGCAUGGAAUAGGAAACGUCAGGAGUUCAUCUUCCUCAAUCGAGAUUAAUCCUUCUUGAGAAAA
This is a messenger RNA of Diaporthe batatas, 2380 nucleotides long. RefSeq lists its product as uncharacterized. Gene Ontology annotation, molecular function: GTP binding; GTPase activity. The record is from RefSeq and is a predicted model, not a curated record. Gene Ontology annotation, biological process: small GTPase-mediated signal transduction. The transcript has 3 exons. Bases 797 to 1669 code for a protein of 290 amino acids. NCBI's taxonomy places the organism in Eukaryota, Fungi, Ascomycota, Sordariomycetes, Diaporthales, Diaporthaceae.